AUGAAUGGGAGGCGGGCGGCGCUGGCGGGCACAGCUGCGGCGCCGCGCCCGGGCCGGCACCGGCACCGGCACCGGCACCGCCCGCGGGACCCGGCGCUGCCUCCCGCCGCGGGGCUCCGCCGGCCCGGGCCGCAUCUCUCCCUCCCCUCUUCUCUCCCCUCCGUCGCCCCCCGGGCCAAUAAAAUGAUGCAAAGCUCCGCGCUCGCUGCCGAAGGGGCUGUCAAGGGGCUUCCCGAGAUCCUCGGUGUGCCGGUGCAACAGAUCCCCCAGUGCGCCGGCUGCAACCAGCACAUCCUGGACAAGUUCAUCCUCAAGGUCCUGGACCGGCACUGGCACAGCUCCUGCCUCAAGUGUGCCGACUGCCAGAUGCAGCUGGCCGACCGCUGCUUCUCCCGGGCCGGCAGCGUCUACUGUAAGGAGGACUUCUUCAAGCGUUUCGGGACCAAAUGCACGGCGUGCCAGCAGGGCAUCCCCCCCACCCAGGUGGUCCGCAAAGCCCAGGACUUCGUCUACCACCUCCACUGCUUCGCCUGCAUCAUCUGCAGCCGGCAGCUGGCCACCGGCGACGAGUUCUACCUGAUGGAGGACGGGCGACUGGUCUGCAAGGAGGACUACGAGACCGCCAAGCAGAACGAUGACUCCGAGGCGGGCGCUAAGCGGCCCCGGACCACCAUCACGGCCAAGCAGCUGGAGACGCUGAAGAACGCCUACAAAAACUCCCCCAAGCCCGCCCGGCACGUGCGGGAGCAGCUCUCCUCCGAGACGGGGCUCGACAUGAGGGUGGUGCAGGUGUGGUUCCAGAACCGCCGGGCCAAGGAGAAGCGGCUGAAGAAGGACGCGGGGCGGCACCGCUGGGGGCAGUUUUACAAGAGCGUCAAGCGGAGCCGCGGGGGCGGCAAGCUGGAGAAGGAGAGCUCGGCCGAGGACUGCGGCGUCAGCGACAGCGAGCUCAGCUUUCGCGAAGACCAGAUCCUCUCCGAGCUCGGCCACACCAACAGGGUUUACGGCACCGUGGGGGACGUGGCGGGCGGACAGUUGCUGAACGGCAGCUUCUCCAUGGAGGGGACGGGACAGUCGUACCAGGACUUGCGGGACGGCAGUCCCUACGGCCUCCCCCAGUCGCCGUCCUCCAUCUCCUCCCUGCCGUCCCACCCACCCUUGCUCAACGGGCUGGACUACGCCAUGGACGGCAGCCUGGGGCUGGUGGCCCACGGGGCGCAGGGGGUGAGUCAGACGCUGCGGGCCAUGGCCGGGGGGGGCCCCACCUCCGACAUCUCCACGGGGAGCAGCGUCGGGUACCCAGACUUUCCCACCAGCCCGGCCUCCUGGCUGGACGACAUGGAUCACCCCCCUUUCUAA
This is a messenger RNA of Grus americana (Whooping crane), 1359 nucleotides long. It is a transcript of the gene LHX4, whose product is annotated as LIM homeobox 4. The record is from RefSeq and is a predicted model, not a curated record. Gene Ontology annotation, molecular function: DNA-binding transcription factor activity, RNA polymerase II-specific; RNA polymerase II transcription regulatory region sequence-specific DNA binding. Gene Ontology annotation, cellular component: nucleus. Gene Ontology annotation, biological process: regulation of transcription by RNA polymerase II; neuron differentiation. The transcript has 6 exons. The coding region runs from base 1 to 1359 and encodes 452 amino acids. NCBI's taxonomy places the organism in Eukaryota, Metazoa, Chordata, Aves, Gruiformes, Gruidae.